GCGAGCUACGUAUACAUCAACCGGUAAACGUAGCUGUCGAACAGGCCACGUUAAGGACUUCCAUUAGGACCGAGAAAUGCAACUGACCGACGACCGACCUACCCGGGUCAACCGAUAUUCGGCUCCCCCCUUCUUCCCUGUACCGGCACUCCUGCUCGUCCUCAUACCUUUCCAACUCUUCGUACACUUCUCUUCGCACUCGAUAGCCGCCUACGUCAAGGAUACAGUCGAGGGUCUUCUCGGGAAGGGGUUCGUUGCUGCGAGUUUCAAGUUUCUGCUCGGAGCCGUAAGCACCUCUUGCCCGUCGUCCACCGCAUUUCGCCGUCUUUACAACUUACCGGACUCGACCUUGUUUAUCGAAGCACGGAGCGGAAGCCUCGUACAUGCUAUCCCAAUGCAUCAAGUAUCACUGCCCAGCGGAUGUUGGUGCCAAGUACGUCGUGACCACCCUCUUGUUCGGGUUUGUGGGGAUACAACAGUUCAAUCGGCAAGCGAGGAUAGCGGAGAAGGGGAAAUCCAAGGGUCUUUGAUGAGGGAGACGCUUCUAUACCGGGCUUGUGGCCGUACAAGAGAUGUCGAGAUUAGGAUGAUCAGAGAUGGACGAGAUGAUAGUCCAGCUGGCGAUCGCGAUAGCUGUUCAGCUAGCUAAAGGCGACCUGGGUAGUCUUGACCAUAACCGUGCGUUUUGCGGGUAUGCGAGCCGACAGUAUCAGCGGGAGGGAUCGGAGACCAUGACAACAGAUGACGGAGAAGUUGGGCAUGGUCAUCGGGCUUCUCUUCAUGUUGUCAUACUUUUACAUCUACUCUAGGCGAAAUACAACUCGUGACA
This is a messenger RNA of Filobasidium floriforme, 829 nucleotides long. RefSeq lists its product as uncharacterized. The record is from RefSeq and is a predicted model, not a curated record. Lineage: Eukaryota; Fungi; Basidiomycota; Tremellomycetes; Filobasidiales; Filobasidiaceae. The transcript is spliced from 3 exons. Bases 77 to 649 code for a protein of 190 amino acids.